Messenger RNA from Dendroctonus ponderosae (mountain pine beetle), 7136 nucleotides. Its product is annotated as bromodomain-containing protein 3. NCBI's taxonomy places the organism in Eukaryota, Metazoa, Arthropoda, Insecta, Coleoptera, Curculionidae. Gene Ontology annotation, biological process: regulation of DNA-templated transcription; chromatin remodeling. The transcript has 27 exons. Bases 969 to 5150 code for a protein of 1393 amino acids. Gene Ontology annotation, cellular component: chromatin; nucleus. The record is from RefSeq and is a predicted model, not a curated record.
UCAUGUUGAUGUUUUGCUUCUCACAUCAUGAAAUCAUGAAUCACCCCUUCAGAAAAUGAGUUGUUUUUCGUGGAUUUCCAACAUGAAAACAUUGAAAAUCAUCAAUUUACGAUGAUAUGAAUGCCCUGAAACUAUCAAGUAAAACAAAUGAUUUCCAAACAUUCAUGUCAGGGAAGGAAUUCAAGACGAACAUCUUGGAACAGCAGUCACAAAAAAUUGUGGAGGAAAUUGUGGAAUUCUGAUCGGAAAAUCCGUGGUCUUUUGGCGGAAUUUCGAGUUUCCCUUGUCAUCUAGGCGGAGCUGACGCACGAAGCCGCCAUCACGGCAACCGACCGAAAAGCGUGUAAAGCGAGUUCGUGCGAAGUGGAGUGUGUGUUGUGGCUCCUUAUUUUCAUUAAUUCUCAUGUGUAUCAAUUGACUAAAUACUCAGGUAUUGGUUUUUCGCAUAGUUUAGAGUCUGGCCUCACUGAAACGUUUGUUCUUUGUAGACGAGGUGAAAAGUUAAGUGUAAAAAAAGUGAAAUUAGUUGCGAGCUUCUCGACGAUGGCUAACCUUUUUUAUGCCGCAUUUACGUGCCUAUUUAUCCGUGCAAAUCGCCGAUAACCGUCUCCACCUUCCAAUAAAACACUGCUGCCAAGGUCUCUUCUUGCCCAGAAAUCGACGUGUUUUGUGCUCAAUCGUUUCGUUUGCCCUCAAAAAGCCCCACAUAUCGUCUGUCCAGGAACGUAAACAAUCCCACUUUUCAGUUCGCUUUUGUCGUACGUGACGCCAGUUCCAGGAGAAUUUUCGCCAGUUUUCAACGAUUCUAUGAAGAAACAACAUGCAAUGAAUCUUGCUUAAUGCAGAAUUGUCCUCAACAUGGAAUAUCCUCUGUGCUCCCUAACUGCUUGGACCAUGUCUUGAUAGGCCCAAGUGGUGUUACUUUGUUUAUCUAAUUCAGGAAUUAUAAAAGUUGCUAACCGGGGGCAAUGCAACAAGUUGAUGCUACUGCCUCUAACAAUACAGGAAAAAUGAAUGAACAGGCAUCAGCAGGAAAUGGGUCUGCAGCAGCACCUCCUCAAUCUGCCGCUACUCCGGCACGAGACAACCGCGAACCUCCGCCAAGAAAUGAACCUGCCGUUGAACCUGUUAAUGGUGUGGUGCAACCUUCAGUCAUGCCACCACCAGAAAGGCCUGGAAGGGUUACCAACCAGUUGCAGUUUUUACAAAGAACGGUCCUGAAGGCAGUUUGGAAGCACCAUUUUUCAUGGCCAUUUCAGCAGCCCGUUGACGCUAAGAAACUCAAUCUGCCGGAUUAUCACAAAAUCAUCAAGCAACCCAUGGAUCUCGGUACUAUAAAGAAGCGCCUGGAAAACAACUAUUACUGGUCAGGAAAGGAGUGCAUUCAGGAUUUUAAUACAAUGUUUACGAAUUGUUAUGUCUACAAUAAGCCCGGCGAAGAUGUUGUCGUAAUGGCUCAGACAUUGGAGAAGGUCUUCCUAACGAAAGUCGCGGAUAUGCCUAAAGAGGAAAUCGUGGUCGAGACGCAAGGAAAAGGAGGAAAAGGAAAGAAAGGUCGUGGAACUAGCGGCUCUUUACUUGCAACUCCAUCAAGAGGUAGGCCUCCUGCUACUGUAUCAUCGACAGUCGCAAAUCCUGUAGCCACAACAACGGGGUCUGGCUGUUUACCUUUGGGCAACGCAGCUCCAACAACGGUGCCUUGCAGUACGGCCACUCCGACGAUAGUGGCCCCAAACAACUCCCAAGUAACUCCCAUUAUUCACAAUGCAGCCGCUGCGUAUGGGGCUCAAGCAUUAGAUCAACCUAUGCCUGCAUUAGGUGUUGUCCCACCAAUACAGCCGGCCAAAAGUAAAAAAGGCGUGAAAAGAAAGGCGGACACAACAACGCCCGCUACUGCGUACGAUUACUUGCCGUCUGGCGAUGGAUCCAAUUCCUCGUCGUCGGCUAGUAAGAUUUCCAAGAGGCGUGAAUCUGGUCGUCAAAUCAAAAAGCCAGUACGCACUCAGGCGCUGGAUGCAAACGGUCCAUACACUGGAGCUUCAGGGUCUGGAAUUCCAUCUGCAGUAGGGCAGCCAGGCGUUCUUGGUCAAAAGUCGAAAGAGAAACUCAAUGACCACCUAAAAGCGUGUAGUGAGAUUCUGAAAGAACUUUUUUCCAAGAAACAUUGUACCUACGCUUGGCCCUUCUAUAAACCUGUGGAUGCCGAGAUGUUGGGUUUGCAUGAUUACCAUGAUAUCAUCAAACAUCCAAUGGAUCUUGGCACAAUAAAAGAAAAAUUGGACAAUCGAGAAUACCAUACUGCCAAGGAAUUUACUGAUGAUGUCCGGCUUAUUUUUUUGAAUUGUUAUAAAUACAAUCCGGCGGAUCAUGAUGUCGUGGCAAUGGCUCGAAAGUUGCAGAACAUCUUUGACCUCAAGUUGGCAAAAUAUCCUGAUUUACGUGAAUUGCAUAGGAUGAGCGCCAUGCUGCCACAAGAGUCGUCUUCUUCUGGGUCAAGUUCGGAAUCGUCUAGUGAGUCGGAAGAUUCCGAAGAGGAGCUACGAAAUAAGGAAAUCAAGCAACUUGAGAAAGAGUUAACGGUCAUGCAGGAGAGAAUGAAGAAAUUCGUUGAGGAGAGCUCGAAGAGGAAACGGGAGAAGAAAAAGCAGAAAAAAGAUAAACCUAAGAAAAGCUCAAUGCCGAAUUUAUCUGGGCUUGGAAGUAGUACCGGCGGAAAAUCUGCGUCAAACUUCGGACCUGGUGGGGUCGGUGGUGGGGGUAAACAGCUUCCAACUGCCCCAGACAGUGUUGGGGUGGAAGCUGCAGCUGACGUCAAGACGGGGGGCGAACGAGGCGGUACGCAAACGGGAAGCGCCGCCGGCACGCGGGCACCCAAGAGCAAAGGUCCUCGAGGUCCAAAAACAGGAGGGGCGGGACUGGCCAGCGGGGCUACAGGUGGACCUCCAGCCAAAAGGGCGAAAACUACCCGGGGAGCAUCGGCUGGAAGUUCAGGCCCUGGUCGCAAAAAGGCUCAAGUGGCCCCCGUGGCUCCAGCAUUCGACUCUGAGGAUGAGGACAGCGCCAAACCGAUGUCGUACGAUGAAAAAAGACAAUUGUCUUUGGAUAUUAACAAGCUACCAGGAGACAAGCUGGGUCGUGUGGUGCAUAUCAUCCAGUCGAGAGAGCCUUCUCUGAGAGACUCAAAUCCCGACGAAAUUGAAAUCGACUUUGAAACCCUGAAACCUUCAACUCUUCGCGAAUUGGAGUGUUAUGUGGCAUCGUGCCUCAGAAAAAAGCCGCGUAAGCCCUACUACAAAAAGUUACCGGGCAAAUCAAAAGAAGAACAAAUCGCUGAGAAAAAGAAGGAGCUUGAAGAUCGACUUUUGGACGUCAAUCAUAAAAUUGGGCCAAGCAAAAAAACGCUUAAGAAAGACAUCAAAGCAGAUGCAACUAGCACAAGUGCGGGUCGAAUGUCUUCAUCUAGUUCUAGCUCGGACAGUGACAGUUCCUCCUCGUCUUUGAGUAGCAGUUCGAGUGAUUCAAGCGAUAGUGAAGCAGAUGCUGGCCGACAGACUAGCAAACAAAAGCCAAGACUCUCGAAUCAGAAAAAGUCGCCGAAUCAUGCGAUAAAUAACUGUGGGGUUCCUGCUAUAGUGCCGUCUACCGUCUUACCACUACAAACGCAGAAGCCGUCGCUUGUUCCUGCUGCAUUGAACCACCCCGCCCACGGCGCAUUGCCAACAGUUGCAGCAAUGUCUUCUGCAGCCUCGAAUUCUUUAACUCCUGCACAAUUUGCUGCUGCGCCACUCGCCACUAACGGUCCAUCGACUGUUCCUAAAGGACCGUUAACUAUGACAAUGCCUGCAGUCCGUAAACAUUCGCCUGUAGACAAACCGCCAACGAUACCGUCGCCUGUUGCAAUGCCCUCCUCUAAUAACUCAAAAGCCUCUGCUGUGCCCUCACCGGAUAAGCCGAAGCCCACGAAUCUGCUAUCGCCUGUAACUGCUGGCCCUCUGCCAUAUGCGGAUCCUCUAGAAGAAAGCUUAGCAAGUUUGGAACACGACAUUACAAAAAAUGGACCGGUUAAUACUUUGUUAGCCAUGUCGACUAUCAGUCAAGUGAAUCAAGCGGUUGCAACAAUUAGUACGAUGGCGCCCAAUAUGCCUCAGCAUCACAUGGGAAUGUCUAAUCAGAUGGGUUCCAAUUUGGACAUCAAACCCUUAUUGGGAGCAGUUGCGUUGCCUCCAAAUUCUCUCAGCGGCCCGCAGCAUCACAACUUGCACAUGGAUCAAGAUAUGCAAAGCUUAAUGCACCAGGUAGGAAUGGGUCAUCCGCACAGUCAGCAUUCGACAGUGCAUGCCCAAAACAAUGGCUACGGCAUAAAGCAUGAAUUCGAGUCCUCAAUGAACUCGAACAGUAAUGGCAUGUCCGCAAUGGGCGGCCUCCCUAUGGACGUAUCCAUACCCUCCAUGUUCGAUCCCUUGCCCACACAUUUGAAUAAUUUGCAAGUUAAGAAAGAAAAUCCGCUAAUAAAGCUUGAAACUUCGGAGUCUUUUGCACUGGCCGAUAAGAAACCCCCAAUGGCAGACCCGAAAUCUUUGGCAUCGUUUGGUGCGGUGGGAGGCGGAUACAAGAUGAAAUCUGAUGUUAAAAAUGCUAGCUCAUGGAGCAGUUUGGCUAAAGCAAAUUCCCCACAAAACAAUGCAAGUGGGAAUAGUAGUAAGCAGCAGGUGAGGCCUGGACCUAUGGUAAUGGAUAGCUUUAAAGUGUUCCAAACUAAGGCCAAGGAAAAGGCAGACCGAGAGAAACAAAGAUUAGAAACAUUGGAGCUGAAGAGGCAACAGAAAGAGCAGGCGGAAAGAGAACGAGCAAGACAGGAACACGAAAGAAGACGGGAAAUGGAGGAGCAGGAAGCACUUGAAAAGGCUCGGCAAGCGGUAGCCGAAAGAGAAAAGCCCACACCAACUCCCCGCGUUGAAGAAUUGAAAUCGUCGCCUGGAGAAGACAGCUCGUCGCCUAGUUCUCUCAGUUCUGGGUCAGAUCGCAUAUCCGACCGCGAAAGACAAAGAUUGCAAGAACAGGAAAGACGACGGCGAGAAGUGAUGGCCAAUAAAAUCGACAUGAAUUUGCAAAGUGAUCUCAUGGCAGCAUUCGAAGGCUCUUUACAAUGACAGAAUUCCAGUCUCUACUGAUUGAUGACUGGUCUCUCUAAUGAUUUGGCCACGUCACUAUCUCUAUAGUCACCUGACUAAAUCAUUUUUAGGUAUAUUUCAGGAAUAUAGAAUUAACUAUAAAAUUAUUGACUUCAACCUUAAAAACCUGACUACCAUAAAAAUGGUCAGUAUUCGAUAUUUACAACCCGGGAAUCCAAUACUGAAUUGUGAACGGCUAAAAUAUUGAGCUCAGUCAUUUUUUUAAAACUGGUAAGCCAAUUGGCUUACGAACAAAUUGCAUGAACAAAAAACUAUGUAAUUUCUUCGUGAGCCAACUCCGUGACUAUGUGACACGUAGUUCUUAUAUUUAGCUGUAAUAAUUAUGUAAAUUUUACUUAUAACUGUAUAUAAAACAUAUUAAAUCAAUAUGAAACAAUACGUGUAAAUAACUUGGGUUCUAGAUGUAGGUGAAGAAUUAAUGUGAAUAUGAUACGAGUGAUUAUAGUUUCGGAUUGGAAGACCCGCUAGUCCCACGUAAAUGACUAGUAAUAUUUUCAUUAACCUCGCGGCUUAUUGAAAUAUGAAUAUAAAAAUAUUGUCCUACUUAAAAGUAGCUUCAGCCUUCAAGCCGAAUACUAAAGUUAAAGCAUUUUAGUACUCGGUUGAGCACACAGAAAUAAUGGUAGGAUUUUAGUGUUAAAGUCAUAUCUUCUUAAUCGAGAAAUAAUUUUCGUAUUAUUAGUUAUGUCCAUAAGAACAAAUAUAGUGUUUCUCAUGAAGGACAUAAAUGUCCAUAGUUUGGACACUGACCCGGAUCCGUUGGGGAUUUCCAAUCCGACAACUCAAUUGUUAAUUAAUUUUAUUAUAAUUGAUUAAAUUAGGUACAAACUUCGAUUUUUUAUUUAAUAAAGAUGUUUGCAUUAAUUUAUUGGUUUGUACAGUUUAUGACUUGGGAGGCGCCAUUUCAGACAUUCAGUUAAACGUUCGUACAUUGUGUGAAAGAUGCUCAUGUGCUCCAGUUACUAAAACUAGGAGUAGUGAUUUUUAGUAACUGGAACAGUUUUCAGUGUGAAAUGCACAGUUCAUUCAGGCAAUUUUUAUUUUUUUAUUAAAAUUUUCUCGCUAGGAUAACGGCAGGAUUGUGUAAUUGUUGCGUUGCAUUGCCUUGCGUAAAUAUUGAUAGUUUGCACGAUAAUUAAUCUUUCUUAGGUUUUCCAAAUAGGCUCUAGACUUUUUUAAAAACAUGCUGCAAGCGAAUCCAAAUUUGUCCCCUUUAAUUGCACAUUCCAUCUAAAUCAGUCAGAAACACGCACCUGCUGUGUAUUGUUAGCAACAUAAAAGUGUUACCUAAAGAGGUAGCAAUUUUUUGCUACUCCGUUCGGUUAACUUAGCCAUUGCUCGCGGGUAUGAAUGGUAAUAUGGUAGCAAUAAUUUGACAUUACUUAUGUUCUAUAUUGAACGGGCCUUUCAUUCAAAUGCACAUGUAUCAUAGAGUAUCAAAUUAUUCGUAAGGUUAUUGUCUUAUCAAAUUCGUUUUCUAGUAUUAUAAUGAAUACUGUGACUAGUAAUAACGGCAAUAGAAUUUGUUACGGUGUGUCUUGUUACAAAUUCCAUCCACCCUGUUUCAGUUCUCGUGUAACAAAUUCUAUCGCCAUCAAAUUUGUAUUUCAUCAAAGAACUUAGCUACUAGUUAAUUGAGAUUUAUUUGGGUCGUUAUUAUUGCAGAUAUCAUGGAAUGAAACCAACAUUUUACUGAUCUUUUUUUACUUUAUUUCAAACUCUUUUCCAGCCAAUUCGCGAUAGCGUCCUGUAAUUAUCUAAACGUGUUGUAUAACAUCCAUGAUAUUUCAAUGUAUGUACAUAAGUUGUAUAUGUUUAAGAUUAUAUUUGCAAAUUGUUAGAACAGACAAAUUUGGAAAUAGUACCAUUUUCAUUAUACAAUUAUGUUUUUACUUUAUAAUAACUUUAUGUAAUAUAAAAUACAAUAUUUUCUAAUGUUUGGCA